AUGGUCACCAUCCUCCACUUUCCUCCUGUCGAAUUUGCAUCGACGGGCUCAAAGAUGCGCCCAGCCUUCAUCAUUUUGGAAAACAACGCCGCUCUCCUCAGCUGCCAUCGUUGUCUCUCCGACCUGGAAACUCUGCUUCCCACCGAUGCGGGUGUUGGCCUUCCCCGUCGCCGCCUUACCAUUGCAGAGCUCGCUUGGCCCUUGAAGCAAUCAAAGGCUAGGAAGACUCUGGUUGAGCUCUCGCAGCACAAGGUUACCCUCCUCCUGAUUAUAUCAGGUGAUGUACUGCAUGAGUUGCGCGCCAUCAAGACAACGCUGCACAAGAUUCAAAAUAAUGUCACUGAAUCCGAGCGUCGUAGCAUUCAGACUUGGCUGGAGCAGACGAAUCCGUCACGGCUUCACAAUGCUGCCAUCAGUAAACACGAACCAGAGACAUGCGCAUGGCUGACACGCUCUGAUGGAUGGAACUUGUGGACGUACUCGACAUCUCCUUAUGGAAUGCUCUGGAUUUACGGAAUACCUGGUGCUGGCAAGACGGUAUUGGCCUCCUUUGCCAUCGAAAAGAUCAGGCUCCUUUGCGAAGGCGCCACCAACUACGUUUACGCUUAUUACUAUUGUCAUUGCUACAACGCCCAAGACGAGGCUAUACCACUGCUGAGAUGGGUAGCCGCCCAGGUUUCUCGACAACUCAGCUGGGCUCCUGUCGAGCUCAAACGCCUCCAUGACAGAGGUUGUGAGCUAACCGUCCCAGAGCUACAACACAUUCUUGAACUUGCCCUGGCACGACUGGAACGGUUAUUCAUUAUUGUUGAUGCAGUUGAUGAAAGCAUGCCGAGGGACGAGAUAAUACGUCUAUUUGCGACAAUAUCUCUCGACGCCCGAUUCUAA
Messenger RNA from Podospora bellae-mahoneyi, 888 nucleotides. RefSeq lists its product as uncharacterized. Bases 1 to 888 code for a protein of 295 amino acids. The transcript has 4 exons. NCBI's taxonomy places the organism in Eukaryota, Fungi, Ascomycota, Sordariomycetes, Sordariales, Podosporaceae. The record is from RefSeq and is a predicted model, not a curated record.